This is a messenger RNA of Parastagonospora nodorum SN15, 1554 nucleotides long. RefSeq lists its product as hypothetical. The transcript has 2 exons. Gene Ontology annotation, molecular function: protein binding. Bases 1 to 1554 code for a protein of 517 amino acids. The record is from RefSeq and is a predicted model, not a curated record. NCBI's taxonomy places the organism in Eukaryota, Fungi, Ascomycota, Dothideomycetes, Pleosporales, Phaeosphaeriaceae.
AUGAAGCAGCAUUUGGUAUGUAGCCAACCACCAAAACUCUACCAAUCACUUUUCGCCCAAUCGUAUGCCCGACGUCUCAUUCUUCCGCCCAAUCGUAUGCCCAAUAUCUCAUUCGCAGGAGCUAAGAAGCGAAAGACGCGCCAUUCCGGCUACAUCUUCAGAAUGUCCCGACAGGAGCCCGGCAGCACACAAUUAGCGCUUGCCUCAAGUGGUCUCUUGUCGCUUGUAGACGAACUACUCCUUAACAUCAUCGAUCACAUCGACAACCGCCGAGCGCUGUGUCAUCUUGCUUCGACAUGUACGCGCUUCCAGGGCCUCGUAGAACCAUACAUCUGGCGCGAUCUGUUGGUGCUCACAGGAUCCCAUGCAAGGCACAUUACACAGGCUCUGGACAGCCGAGACCAGAAAUUUAUACUUGGGCGCGCGAAGGCGAUGUUUUUGAGUCCUACUCUUCGCAAGAUCACACUGUCAUGUUUGAACUUUGAAGCAGACAUGGAUGACGACAUGGUCGCAAAGAACCAGAACACCACACCACUGCAAUCUUUGACUCUUGUCGAGUGCAAUGUCGACGUAAAGUUUUUAGACAUUAUUCUGAGUUUACCGAAAGCGUUGAAAGAGCUCUCAAUCGAGGAACGAUUGCACGUUUUUGACGAAUGCAAGCCCUCCGUGGACUGGGAGAAGCGCACUUCGUCUCCUCUGUUCCUCACAGCUUUACAGAGGCAAGCAGACUCUUUGCAACGCCUUACUCACAUUGGCGGUCUGCUAGAUUACAUACCAACACGAGUAAACGAUCCUGAAGGUCCUGCAAAACUACGCUCUUUAACUAGCCUUGAGCAUCUAGAGCUCGGGUUCGAGAGUCACCUGAACUAUCAUUUGCGCCACAACGGCUUUCCACCGUCGUUGAAGUCACUCAAGUUUCUGGAUGCGGCCUUGUCGAUAAGUGCUGGUCACGACAUACGAUCCAUGGCCGCCGUUGCCUUCCGCACUAUUACAUCCAUCGUCACCGAUUGUUUGCCUGCAACGACUCCGCCGGGCUUUACUAUACAUUUACACUUUUCCGACCACUCUAUCUUCCGCCUGUUUGUCAUUGCGCACCCGGAAGAGCAAAAUCGCCUCCUAUCGUCAUUAUUUCUCGACCGUCCCGCCAUAUACAAGAUUGCAAGCAUUCUCAAAUCAUACAACGGCCGGUUCCUCAUUUCGCGAGAAAAUUUCCCGUCAGGCACUGCAUACAUCCCGCCAUACAUGUACGGAGAAGAGGAGCCGAUGGAGGAAUGGAUGUACGAUUCAGACGACUACUGGCGCUUUAUCGGCAUCGAUUACCAAGUCAUGGACGAUGAGGAAUUGAGGGCCCAGCUGAAGGGGCAAAAGAGACUGAGGAUCUGCACUGGAUGCAUGGCACGAGGGCUGACGGUUGAUCAAUGCAAGAGUUUAGGAGUCGGUAGUGCUUGUCAGCCAUGUAUGAGAGCGCAUAUGGUGUGUCGAUGGGACGAUAUUAUUGGGGAAGAGGAGGCGGAAGCAGCGGAGGAGGCAGGGCUGCAACAAAUACUGCACUAG